GAUGGUGCGUAUUUUUCAAAGAUCCGAAGAAAAUUAUUGUGUACGUUAUGUCGGUUAUAUUGGAGAUGGGGACGCAAAAACGUAUCAGUCAAUUGUCAAUGCCAAUCCAUACGGCAUCAAGGCAGUAAAGGAACUCGAGUGUACGGGCCACGUACAGAAACGUAUGGGGACAAGGCUGCGUAGGUUAAAAAAACAAAUGACUGGUACAAAACUCUCUGAUGGAAAAAGCUGGACUGGAAAAGGUAGACUUACAGAUGCCUGCAUAAGUCAAAUUACGAGUUUUUAUGGCAAUGCGAUUAGAGCUCACGAAAAUUCGGUAGAAAAAAUGAAAGACGCAAUUUGGGCGAUUUGGUAUCACCGUCGCUCUUCAGAUGAAAAUCCCUCUCAUUACCUGUGUCCGCCUGGGCCCAACAGUUGGUGUAAAUGGCAAAACUUACCAGCCACAAGAAUCCCUGACAAUGCUUGUCACGCGAACUCUCUUCCCGAACCAAUCAUGGAUGCUAUAAAACCAAUUUUUGCGGACUCGACGAAGGAGCAUUUGUUGGAAAGAUGUAUAGGAGGAAAGACUCAGAACGUAAAUGAAAAUUUAAACAACGUAAUUUGGAAAAUGUGUCCGCAAACGGGAUUCAGGGGCGCAAAAACUGUUCAAGCUGCUGCUUACAUCGCUGCUGCAACUUCUAAUGAUGGUAAAAAGGCCAUUCUGAAUGUAAUGAAAUUACUUGAUGUAAAACCACAGAAAUUUGCACUAGUGGGUGCCAGAGAAGCGACCUUUACAGCCCGACAUGUCGACCUAUUUUGUUCUACAGAACAUCUGUUGGUAGGCCGAAGACUGUGUUGUGACAUUUUAUUUUUAUAAAUAUAUUUCCAAAAAUGCGCAACUAUUGAGUCGAUCCAAAAACCUUUACACCGCAUUCAUACAUGUAAUAAAUAACAUAAAUUGCUACAGGUAAGUAUAAAGACGCUGUACAUAUACAAAACGAAGAAUCAAUGUAAAACGUGUAUAAAUAAAAUGGUGGUGAUAAAAAUUGGUCUCUGGGGAUGUGAACAUAAGUAAAAUGAUAAGAUUAACUUUUUCUUUAUAUGCUUUAGUUCCAAUUGUUCACUUAUCUUUUUCACAUUUCUUAUUUGCAGGUGCUGAUCAAGUUGGACGUCGAUGGAGGUGAUUACGUUUCAAUUACGAUUAGUGUGUCCUUUUAUUUCCAUUUCUUGAAUUUGUAAAUUGGUCCUUUGCAGGUACGUCGAUAAUUAAAAAUGGAUGCUCCAGCGGUAUCGAUGCUCGUACUCAGAACAGGCGAUGAGCUACAGUUUAAUGGAUUACACUGGAUUUACUGCCUCGUGUUAUGUGAUAUUUUAAUAAAAUCGAGAACCAGCACAAUUACGUCCUGUCUUGCCGCUUAUUUUCCCCAGAGUAACUUUACUUGUCCUUAUCCGGUUAAGGAUUACCUUAAACCGCCAGAGUCAUAUCUCAAUCUAUAGUUCACAUUUGGCCAGUUAUUACGUGACACAGGUGUCACUCUAUCUAUAGCGCUACUUUUAAAUCCUAUAUCGUUACAGUGUUCACAGCUCGCUAAUGAAAUGCGGCUCCCUGAUCGAUUUGAAUCACCGCUGGAUCGACCUGUCUCUCGACCAGAUUAUUUCUUUUCGAAAAACGGAGCCUUCUCCGAAUUUGUGGAGCUGCAACUAUUCGAUCUAGUUGAACUGCAUGUUUUUACCAAAUCCGUGUAUCGUUGGCGACAAGCUCUCGGCCUACUCGAACGAUUCGACUCUCUGCCACUCUUAACAAUAAGUAUAUUAAAUACCCAAAACAGGAUAAAAAACUUUUUUUUCAUUUUUUGGUUGCUCAAGAUUCGUCGUGCCUCGCAGACAGCUAUCGAAACCUUCUAAAAACCAAAAAAUGUUCAGUAGAACUGGAACAUACCAGUCACAGGAAGACGUAUCUUUUGGAUAACGUUCAUUCCUGUCUAACCGGUCUCGAGAAUGCAACCGCUUUUUUCCGUAUUUUUUCUUGAAUCUCUUCUGCAAAUCCCGUAUUUUCCUCCAGAUUUCUCCCCUGGAGGAUCUGCUUAUUCUUUUACGUCGAUAUACCCUCGGCGAUCUGCUCCUCAGUCUGCUCCUUGACUCUGAUUUUUUCAUUCCGUAGCUUUUUUACACGUUGUUUGAACCUCACAAAGAAAUACAAUGAGGAUCGUAGAGCGGAGAGUAUGCAGGAGGCAGAGGAUAUGGUGUUUUGUUUUCCCAGCGUAUACGAAAUUAUAAACUGUGUGAUAGAACCGCGCAGGGCACCGCUAUUACAACUAUGAUCUGGAGGACGAGACGACGUAGUAAAAUCAAGUUACUUUUAUGAGUAAUCUAUGAUGCAUUGAUUAUUGUGAACAAAAUUUGAAGAUCAAAUCUUUGAUAACUCAUUUAAAAUAUCAUAGAACGCACAUCACAUGAUCCUAAUCCAAGGUAAAUAUGAAUACCAUGACGCACAAUUUUUCGGUUUCAGCAAUAGUUAUUCACAACAUUCCUUUCUCUGAAUUGGUUUCACCUUCAAUACGUUCUUCGUUUGAUAAAUUGAGAAGCUCUUUGCGGCAAUCAGCCCUUCGCUUAAAUUGAUUGUUCAAGACACAUAUUUUUAUUCGAUGCCGAUUUACUGCAAUUAACAUUUCGUUACAGAGUCCCGAAUUUUACGAGCAAAUGAUCGGUAUUUAAUUGUAUUUUUCAUUUAUCGACGGCAAAAACUUAUAGAAAACUAACUAUUGAGCGAAAAUUUUCUCUAUCACGGCACGAAAUUCCAUGAAAAGCUAGAACGAAAUCGGGCUAGCGGUUCCGGAGUCAUGGGGGUUCAAAAUUGGCGACAGUCACAAUCUUCUUCUUCAUUGCAGACGAAUUUUAGACAAUUUUUCUGUUCUCAGUAUUUUAAAAACCGAUGUGUCAAAAAAGUUGAAAUUAACAGAGUUCCUUUGUAUUAACGACCCCCGUUUGCCUUUCAAAUUUUAUCCAAAUCGGAUAUCGCAUUCAAAAGUUAUAACUAUUUUACUAAAUUUGAUUAGUUCAAGCAUGCGCAGCUGUGUAAAUUGAAGGAAGUAACAUGCAUUAAAGAUGAUGGUCUUCUCUCCAAUCUGAUGGCUCUAAGGAUGAUGUACCAGUGACGAUGAACUUGUUCAUCAUGCAGAGAUUACAAAUCGGAAUCAUCGAUAUAGUAUGGGUCUUUAAAUUUUUGUUGACUGAUUAUUGAAUAUGGGCCAUUCCACGUGAACCGGAUCAGUCA
Messenger RNA from Athalia rosae (coleseed sawfly), 3253 nucleotides. RefSeq lists its product as uncharacterized. The record is from RefSeq and is a predicted model, not a curated record. NCBI's taxonomy places the organism in Eukaryota, Metazoa, Arthropoda, Insecta, Hymenoptera, Athaliidae. The transcript has 2 exons. The coding region runs from base 2 to 856 and encodes 284 amino acids.